Molecule: messenger RNA, 1647 nt
Organism: Pectinophora gossypiella (pink bollworm)
Lineage: Eukaryota; Metazoa; Arthropoda; Insecta; Lepidoptera; Gelechiidae
Product: heterogeneous nuclear ribonucleoprotein 87F-like
Exons: 6
Coding region: 167-1120 (317 amino acids)
Molecular function (GO): RNA binding
Source: RefSeq, a predicted model, not a curated record
CCUUUUCCUUUCUUUUUGGCGUGGCUUCUGUCGGAAGAGGUUGUCUCUGUAGAUUCAGAGAGAAACUCGUCAAAAGUGUUAUUUUUUUUGGUGAAUUUUUAGGUUUUUUAUUCUUAAAUUGUACUUUGUUUGUGUGUUAGAUUAAGUCUAUUAAGAAUAAAUCAAAAUGAGGCCGCAAAACGGAGAUGAUGGAUUUGAUGAGCCCGAAGUUCACCGUAAAAUCUUCAUCGGUGGGCUUAACUACCGUACCACAGACGAGUCCCUGAAGUCCCAUUUCGAAAAAUGGGGAGAAAUUGUGGAUGUCGUCGUUAUGAAAGACCCCAAAACCAAAAGAUCCCGAGGGUUUGGCUUUAUCACCUACUCGAAGGCGCACAUGGUAGAUGAUGCACAGAAUAAUCGGCCUCAUCGUAUCGAUGGACGCAUUGUUGAAACUAAAAGAGCAGUGGCGAGACAAGACAUUAAAAACCCUGAAGCCGGUGCAACAGUAAAGAAAUUGUUCAUUGGUGGCAUUAAGGAUGAUCACGAUGAAGAACAACUCCGCGAAUAUUUCUCAGCCUAUGGCAAUGUGCAGAAUGUGAGCAUUGUCACUGAUAAAACCACCGGCAAGAAGCGAGGCUUUGGAUUUGUAGAGUUCGAUGACUACGACCCUGUUGACAAAGUUUGCCUAAAUGCCCCACACAAAAUUAAUGGAAAACAAUUGGAUGUCAAGAAAGCUCUUCCUAAAGAUGGGGGUGAGCAAAGGGGAGGUAGACAAGGAGGUGGUGGUGGCAGAAACGACAACUGGGGUAAUGCUGGAGGCUAUGGCAACAAUCAGGGCGGAUGGAAUAAUUCCAAUCCAUGGGAUAAUAAUCAGGGUAGUUGGGGUGGAAACCAGGGUGGUGGUUACGGAGGGGGUAAUCAAAGGGGAGGAUGGGGCAACCAAGAUUUCGGUAAUUACAACCAACAAGGAUAUAGUGGUGGACCAACAAGAAAUCAGCCAUACGGUAACAAUCGCGCCGCGCCCUACAACAUGAACCAAGGUGGUGGCGGCGGUGGUGGCGGCGGUGGCAGCGGCGGCUAUGGUGGCAACAACUCCAACUACGGGGGUAGCCAGGGGGGCGGCCGAGGGGGAAGAUUCUAAACGAUGUUACGUGCUAAGUACACUAGUAAAGCAGAGUUAUCCGUGCUAGUGUAGGCAGUACGCUCCGGAGCACUAGAAUACACACCUCAUGGUCCACACGCGAGACCACCUAGGAGAAGCCGUCAGGAAACCAUAGAUAUUAGUUGAAAUUCUUGACUCUAGAGACAUAUAUGAAUGAAUAGAAUAUUUUAAAUGUGUACUGAUUGUAAGUUGGUCUUCUAUUUAUUGUAGUACUUAGGUACUUACCGUGACAUACAUUAUAAGGAUUAUAGUUAUGUAAAAUGAAAAUUAGUUACUUUUUUACGGAUAAUUAAGUACAAUUUAGGAUAAUCAAUCAUGUAAGAAUUUCCUCAUAACAACGUAGAUGCUAGGUAACAUAAAAAUCAGAUAGUUGACUUAAAACUCCAUGAUGAUUUUGAUUAUUCUGACUUUACUCAGUAUUAAGUUCUCAAACUGUUAUAUGGAAACUAGGUUUAGUUAGGAUUCUUAGGUUAAUUUAAUGUAAAAAUAAAUUUUAAUACAAAGUA